Messenger RNA from Tarenaya hassleriana, 3341 nucleotides. Its product is annotated as glutamate receptor 2.1-like. NCBI's taxonomy places the organism in Eukaryota, Viridiplantae, Streptophyta, Magnoliopsida, Brassicales, Cleomaceae. The transcript is spliced from 5 exons. Gene Ontology annotation, cellular component: plasma membrane. The coding region runs from base 527 to 3076 and encodes 849 amino acids. The record is from RefSeq and is a predicted model, not a curated record. Gene Ontology annotation, molecular function: glutamate-gated receptor activity.
UAUAUAUAUUUGUCUGCAUGCGUCCGUUAGAGUCGGGUACCCAACAUUUUUGGGUAACCCGACGUUGGCCUCGCUCCUUCGAAUUGGUUUCGUUCUCCAUUUUGUGAAGAUCGGGUUCCCUCGGGGCACUGACGAGGGCUUGGGUACUUUCGGGUACCGGCCAAUGAAGGAGACGAGGUCGCGAUGGGAACACAUGUCGCGAGAAGGGAGAAGAGGAAAAUCCGCCGAUAGGAUCGGGGAGGCAAAGGGGAGGCGUUGCUAAUCGAUGAAGGCAAGCGAGGGGCGAGCCGGCAAAAUCGCCCUCGCUCGGCCCCCUUAGAAAGACGAAAGCACUGAAAAAACCCCUCACAAACCUCCCCUCAGGGUCGCUGUCGCUUGAUGCGUGCAAUAGUCGUCCUGCAGCGCCUCUCUCUUCAUCUCCGCGCCACUCACUGUUGGCUCGGCCUUUCUCUUCCCCUCUCCUCGGAUCACCCGUGGAUUCGGGUUUUCGCCCGAUGGAGCCUAAACCUCAAACCCGAAACUCGGGAUGCACCCGACCUUUAUCCCCACGGCACAGCUACCCGUGCGACAAGUACCCACGGGUCGUCGCGUUUCGGCGCUUGAUCUGAUCAAGAACAAGGAGGUGAAAGCGAUUCUAGGGCCAUGGUAUUCAAUCCAGGCUCAUUUCCUGAUCGAGAUUGGCCGAAAAGCUCAGGUUCCCAUCGUUACUUUCUCUGCAACAAGUCCUUCCCUUUCCUCUCUCCACAGUCCAUAUUUCUUCCGUGCUACACACGAUGACUCGUCUCAAGUUCACGCCAUAACCGCAAUCAUCAAGGCCUUUGGGUGGAAAGAGGUUGUCCCUAUGUACAUGGACAACAUCUUAGGACAAGGUAUAAUACCUUUUCUUUCCGAUUCAUUACAAGGAAUUGGUGUCCAUAUACCUUACAGAAUCGUGAUCUCUGCCGAACCUACGGAUGAUGAAAUCUCUGAGAAACUUCUCCGGAUGAUGACUCUAUCUACUAGAGUCUUUGUUAUCCACAUGGUUGAGUUUCUUGGGUCAAGAGUUUUGGCCAAGGCCAAGGAACUCGGUCUGAUGAAACAAGGAUAUGUCUGGAUACUCACCUGCGAGAUCACAAAUGCUCUAAUAAGUAGGAUGGGUGAAACGGGAUUUGAAACGAUACAAGGAGUAUUGGGUGUAAAGACUUACAUUCCGAGAUCGAAAGAGCUUGAAAGCUUUAGAUCUCGAUUUAUGAAGCAAUUCCCAACAUCCGAGCUGGAUAUCAUCGGAUUACGGGCUUACGAUGCUGCUACUGCAUUGGCAAUGGCUGUAGAAGAAGCUGGAACAGAUGGCUUGAGUUCCAGUAAGGUGGGUGCUAGAAGGAACACAACUGAACUUGAAGCUCUCAGUGUGUCUCAAUAUGGACAAAAGCUUGUCCAAACACUCUCUGAAGUUCGGUUCAAAGGUCUUUACGGAGAUUUCCACUUUGUCGGCGGACAGCUUCAGGCAUCGGUGUUUGAGAUAGUUAACGUGAUCGGCAAUGGAGGACGGUCUGUGGGAUUCUGGACACACACAAAUGGCCUUGUCAAGACAUUGAACCAGAAAUCCAGGAGUAUGACCGGUUUCUCCACUUGGAAAGAUCAUCUUAGACCAAUCAUAUGGCCCGGAGAUUCUACUUUUGUUCCCAAAGGAUGGGAGAUCCCGACAAACGGGAAAAGGCUACGCAUCGGAGUUCCAAUCCAUAGUAGUUUCAGCCAAUUUGUGAAGGUUGUGAGGGAUCCUAUCACAAAUGCAACAACUGCCACAGGAUUCUGCAUCGAUUUCUUCGAGGCUGUAACUAAAGUGAUGCCUUACGAUAUCACCUACGAAUUCAUUCCUUUUGGAACUCCCGAGGGCCGACCAUCUGGAAACUACGAUGACUUGCUCUACCAAGUGUAUCUCGGGAGAUAUGAUGCUGUCGUGGGAGAUACAACGAUAAACGCAAACAGAUCUUCCUAUGUCGAUUUCUCAUUGCCGUACACUCCAUCGGGCGUGGGAUUGAUCGUCCCUUUGAAAGAUAACGUGAAAAGAAGUAGUACCAUCUUCUUGACACCAUUGACGUUGGGACUUUGGCUCAUCAGCCUUUUGUCGUUCUUCAUCGUUGGCCUUGUCGUGUGGAUUCUCGAACAUAGGAUUAACCCAGAUUUCCAUGGACCUGGCAAAUACCAAGCCAGUACAAUCUUCUGGUUCGCCUUCUCCAUCAUGGUUUUUGCUCCCGGAGAAAGAGUACUUAGCUUCUGGGCAAGGCUGGUCGUCAUCACCUGGUACUUUGUAGUACUUGUGUUGGCUCAGAGUUACACAGCCAGUUUGGCAUCACUUCUAACAUCUCAGCAGCUUCAUCCAACAAUAACCAACAUGAAGAGCUUGCUUGCAAAAGGCGAACCUGUGGGAUGUCAAAGAACUUCCUUCAUGUUAGCAAAAGCCAGAGAAUCGGGUUUCUUGGAAUCCAACCUCGUACCCUUUAGUUCCGCAGAAGAAUGCGAUGAUCUUCUGAGCAAGGGACCGACAAAGGGAGGCGUUUCUGCAGUUUUCCUCGAAGUACCCUAUGUUAAGCUCUUUCUUGGGCAGUACUGUAAUAAGUAUAAGAUGGUAGAAGUACCUUUCAAGUUCGAUGGGUUCGGCUUUGUCUUUCCGAUUUCAUCACCUCUGGUGGCUGAUGUUUCAAGGGCCAUUCUGAAAGUGGAAGAGUCGAACAAGGCUAUCCAACUAGAGAAUGCAUGGUUCAAGAAGAUAGAUGAAAGUUGCCCAGAGCCGAUCAUCGACCCAGAUCCCAAUCCUUCUAUAUCCUUUCGCCGGCUUGGCCUUGAUAGUUUCUGGCUUCUGUUUCUUGUUGCUGCCACAGUUUGCAUCAUAGCCUUGGGGAAGUUUACCUUCUUUUUCUUGAAGGAAAACCGAGAGAUCUUAUAUCAGAGAAACCUGCAAGACUUGUGGAAAAAGUUCCUUCAACCAGAUGAGAAUUCAUACAUAAACAGAGUGGAGAGAUGUCCAUGUUCAUCAAGCCAACCCAGAUGGAAGAGCCUUGCAGAAAAAGGCAGACAGAUCUUUCCCGAGAUUGUCUGAAUCUUUGAAAGACACUAGAAACAGACAAACCGAAGAUUCAGACAGUUAUCAUCCAACGCAUUAUGGUUUUCCAACUGUUUCUGGUGUUCCUUGCUUCUGGUCCAGUCGUAAAGAUAUUAGAAGAAGCCAUACGCUUAAAACAAUGCAACAUGUAGGCAUUGUUUCCUGGUCGGUGUUCGAGUUCUACCUUACUGAUUUCCACAUUCUCUUCUCUGCAGUGUAGAUCAACUUGGGUUGCCCCAUAAUGAUUUUAACAAAUUCAUGA